This is a messenger RNA of Gymnodraco acuticeps, 2808 nucleotides long. RefSeq names its product dihydrolipoamide S-acetyltransferase (E2 component of pyruvate dehydrogenase complex) (gene dlat). Lineage: Eukaryota; Metazoa; Chordata; Actinopteri; Perciformes; Bathydraconidae. The transcript has 14 exons. Gene Ontology annotation, cellular component: pyruvate dehydrogenase complex. Gene Ontology annotation, biological process: pyruvate decarboxylation to acetyl-CoA. Gene Ontology annotation, molecular function: dihydrolipoyllysine-residue acetyltransferase activity. Bases 1 to 1905 code for a protein of 634 amino acids. The record is from RefSeq and is a predicted model, not a curated record.
AUGCUUCGUCUGAUCUUGCGGCUCAGGCCGUCCUCCGGGCUCCGUUGUCCCCGUGCCCUCCCGGCCGGGCCUGCUGCGCUCAGCUCCCGCUCCGUGCCCGGGACCGGUGCCCUGAGGCGGCUGCACUGCGGGUCCCGGACCGUGUGCUGGAGCUCCGGCCUCAGCAACAGGGCGGCUCUGCUGCGGUGUCCCGGGCUGAGCUGUCAGAGUGUGCGGUUCUACUGCCUGCCGCCGCACCAGAAGGUGGAGCUCCCUGCACUGUCCCCCACCAUGCAGACAGGAACCAUCGCUCGCUGGGAGAAGAAGGAAGGAGAAAAAAUCGGCGAGGGCGAACUCAUAGCUGAGGUGGAGACUGACAAGGCCACCGUAGGGUUUGAGAUGAUGGAGGAGUGCUACCUGGCAAAGAUCCUGGUGCCCGAAGGGACCAGAGAUGUCAGCAUUGGAGCUGUAAUCUGCAUCACAGUCGACAGCCCUGAACUCGUCGCAGCUUUUAAGGAUGUUACCUUGGAGUCUCUUCAAGCAGCUGGAGCCAGCCCUUCACCGGUCGCCUCCUCCUCCUCUCCUCCUGCUGCUCCUGCCGCCCCGGGCAGCUCCUACCCCACACACAUGAAGGUCACACUUCCUGCCCUCUCUCCCACCAUGACGGUGGGAACAGUGCAGCGCUGGGAGAAGAAAGUGGGAGAGAAGCUGAGUGAAGGAGAUCUGCUGGCUGAGAUCGAGACUGACAAGGCCACCAUCGGCUUCGAGGUGCAGGAGGAGGGAUAUUUGGCUAAAAUCAUGGUGCCAGAGGGAACCCGGGACGUUCCCCUGGGAGUGCCGCUCUGCAUCAUUGUGGAGAGAGAAAGUGAUAUCGCUGCCUUCAAGGAUUAUGUAGAGACCGGAGUGACAGAUGUUGCCGCUCCACCUCCAGCUCCGGCACCGGCUGCAGCUCCAGCAGCUCCCAGUCCUGCUCCAGUCGCCGCUGCCCCCCCCGCAGCCCCGAGGAAGGGUCGUGUGUUCGCCAGCCCGCUCGCCAAGAAGCUCGCCGCUGACAAAGGGAUUGAUCUGGCACAGGUCAGCGGCUCCGGUCCUGACGGGCGCAUCACCAGGAAAGAUAUCGACAGCUUUGUUCCACCAAAGGCAGCACCUGCUGUAGCUGCGGCCCCCGCUCCAGCUGCUGCUGCUCCUGCUGCUCCUGCUGCUCCUGCUGCGCCUCCUGCUGCUGCAGCUGGGACCUUCACAGACGUCCCCAUCAGCAACAUCCGCAAGGUCAUCGCUCAGAGGUUGAUGCAGUCCAAACAAACCAUCCCCCAUUAUUAUCUGUCUGUAGACGUCAACAUGGACCAAGUGAUCGAGCUUCGGCAAGAACUCAAUGCUGAGGUGAAAGCGCAGAAUAUCAAGCUCAGUGUGAACGACUUCAUCAUCAAAGCCAGCGCUCUGGCCUGCCUCAAGGUUCCUGAGUGCAACUCCUCCUGGUUGGACACGGUCAUCAGGCAGAACCAUGUGGUGGACGUGAGUGUAGCAGUGAGCACAGCCAACGGUCUCAUCACGCCCAUCGUGUUCAACGCUCACACCAAAGGGCUCGUUGGCAUCAGCUCCGACGUGUCUGCGCUCGCUGCCAAAGCCAGGGAUGGAAAACUGCAGCCACACGAGUUCCAGGGAGGUACCUUCACGAUCUCCAAUUUAGGGAUGUUUGGUGUCAAGAACUUCUCUGCCAUCAUCAACCCCCCUCAGUCCUGUAUCCUGGCCGUCGGGGGCUCAGAGAAACGGCUGAUGCCUGCUGAUAAUGAGAAAGGGUUUGACGUGGCCAGCAUGAUGUCGGUAACGCUGAGCUGCGACCACCGGGUGGUGGACGGCGCCGUCGGAGCGCAGUGGCUCGCGGAGUUCCGCAAGUUCCUGGAGAAACCGGUCACCAUGCUGUUGUGAUUGGACUGUACUGCCGCUAAACUGCAACAACAGGCAUAGCCUCUCACUAAAGUGAUCUGAUUGGUCUGAACCGGUCUGUUUCCUCCUGUGAUUGGCCGGCCUGCCAACAGGUCACUCCCAGUUACCCUAAAGGGGAAGAAGCAGAACUCACUCCGUUUACCUGUCUGUCUCUCUGUCUGUCUUUCGGUCUUUUUCUCCCCUCGCUCUGUCUCACUCACAUGUAUUUAUUGAGGCCCUGUCUCACGAGAGACCAGAAUUAGGUAUAAUUGAUCCUAGAAUAGAGACUGGUCCAAUGUCACUAAAACAUUGUAAAUGUUUUACAAAGGGAAGUGUUACAAGUCCAACCAGCGAGAAUAUUUAUCCCCAAAAAAUUACGAUUGUGUGUGUUUGUGAUUUGUGUGUGUGUGUGUGUGUGUGUUUCACGCUAUUAUUUUUAUUUGGUUUGAAUGUCAUAAAGACAACAGGAAGUGCAGCAAGCUGUCGGUAACAGUCGUUUAAAAAAAAAAAUGGGAAUUUGGAAGAUGGAGCUAAAAGGCGGUUAACUUUGAGACGCACUAAGUCCAGAUCUACACACACACACACACACACACACAAAUACCCACACGCACACAAUUGAAACGUUUGGUGUGUUUUCUGUGGGUUGAUGCUACAGUGUAUAUUCUUCACUGUGAAAAGAACACAGUGCUGUGUAUAUAUAAACAAGCUCUAAGUGAAUAUCUGUACAGUCCUGAAUGAUGACCCUCUUCAAAGAAAACUUGACGGUUUUGCCAAUUUGUAUUCAGUGGGGAUGUUUUAUUUGUUAGUCUCAGAAUAAAACACUUACCAUUGAUAUAUUCUGUAUUUCACUGCUGGAACGCACAAAGCUGGUGCUGGAUGUCAUUUGAAUAAAUUCGGAGAAGUAAA